Messenger RNA from Mitosporidium daphniae, 744 nucleotides. RefSeq lists its product as uncharacterized. The record is from RefSeq and is a predicted model, not a curated record. Gene Ontology annotation, molecular function: long-chain fatty acid-CoA ligase activity. The transcript has a single exon. Gene Ontology annotation, cellular component: endoplasmic reticulum; membrane. Gene Ontology annotation, biological process: long-chain fatty acid metabolic process. Lineage: Eukaryota; Fungi; Microsporidia. Bases 1 to 744 code for a protein of 247 amino acids.
AUGCUUAUUGGAUCUGCACCUCUCGGCAAGGACAUUUAUGAAUGGAUUUCAGAUACCCUCCCUAACUGCGAUAUUCGUCAAGGAUAUGGACAGACAGAAACCAGUGCUGCUAGCUUUAUAACUAAAAAAGGGAAAAAUACGUAUAAUUCUGUUGGACAUCCCAUUCCGAGCUUAUCUUUUUGUCUAGUUGCCCAAGAUUUCAACAUCUAUCUUCUCUUCCUCAACGGGCCAACUCUUUUCCGUGAAUAUUACGGUGAUGCUGAGAAGACAAAUGCUGUAUUCGCUAUCGAUUCUAACUCCGGUAAACGAUGGCUUAAUACUAGUGAUCUUGUUAAGCUUGAUGACAAUGGCGCUAUUUCGAUAGUGGGAAGAGGCAAUGACGUAAUUAAAGCAACUGACGGAAUAUAUUACAAUCUCGCUAACUAUGAGGAUGCUAUUAACACAGAAUCUACUGAGGUUCUGCUUUACUAUAACCAAGUGAAAGGCAUUAUGAGCAUCAUUGUUUACCAGACUUCAUACAAAGAGGGACAAUCUAUAACAAAACCAGAAGCAAAAAAAACUUUUUCGGAAAUUAUGAAAAAAGCCAAAACCAAAGAAAUACAACUUCCUCCAGUCCUCACCCCCAGCUUUAUCUAUAUAAGUGAAGUUCCAUUUGAAAAAACAGCAACUUCUAAAACAAAGCGCAUGGCAGCAUAUGAGGAUGUUAAAAAUCACAAAUGCAAAAUGUUUGGACCAUGGUCCUAA